This is a messenger RNA of Lipotes vexillifer (Yangtze River dolphin), 675 nucleotides long. RefSeq names its product coiled-coil domain containing 43 (gene CCDC43). Bases 1 to 675 code for a protein of 224 amino acids. The record is from RefSeq and is a predicted model, not a curated record. The transcript is spliced from 5 exons. NCBI's taxonomy places the organism in Eukaryota, Metazoa, Chordata, Mammalia, Artiodactyla, Lipotidae.
AUGGCGGCGCCCAGCGCGGUGGCCGCUGCUACCUCCGGCGAGAGCGAUGGAGGGGGCAGCGGCUUUGAAUCGUGGCUAGACGGACGGUUGGAGGCGCUGGGAGUGGACCGAGCCGUUUACGGUGCCUACAUCCUGGGUGUCCUUCAGGAGGAGGAGGAAGAGGAGAAGCUGGACGCUCUGCAGGGUAUCCUCUCUGCUUUCCUGGAAGAAGAUUCCCUUCUUAACAUCUGCAAGGAGAUUGUGGAACGAUGGUCGGAAACUCAGAAUGUUGUCACCAAAGUGAAAAAAGAAGAUGAGGUCCAGGCCAUUGCCACCCUCAUUGAGAAGCAGGCGCAGAUUGUGGUGAAGCCCAGGAUGGUGUCAGAAGAGGAGAAGCAGAGGAAAGCUGCGCUCCUGGCGCAGUAUGCCGACGUGACAGACGAAGAGGAUGAAGCAGAUGAGAAGGAUGAUUCAGGUGCCACCAUGAUGAGCACUGGUUCUGAGAAAUCCCUGUUUCGAAACACCAACGUGGAAGAUGUCCUUAAUGCCCGAAAACUGGAGCGAGACUCUCUUCGGGAUGAGUCCCAAAGGAAGAAGGAACAGGACAAGCUGCAGAGGGAGAGGGACAAGCUAGCCAAGCAGGAGCGCAAGGAAAAGGAAAAGAAAAGGACUCAAAGAGGAGAGCGAAAGCGAUAA